Messenger RNA from Diachasma alloeum, 3031 nucleotides. RefSeq names its product 14-3-3 protein epsilon (gene 14-3-3epsilon). Gene Ontology annotation, cellular component: cytoplasm. NCBI's taxonomy places the organism in Eukaryota, Metazoa, Arthropoda, Insecta, Hymenoptera, Braconidae. Gene Ontology annotation, biological process: signal transduction. The record is from RefSeq and is a predicted model, not a curated record.
CCGAGUUCCCCCACCGCAAAUCCCAAAAUCGGCAGGUGUGUUCCCGUGUUCUCGUGACGUCACAGAUCCCGACGCGCAGUAAUACACGGCAUCCUCCUCGGUUUCUCAAGCGGUUGCUCGAUACCCCUCUCUCCCGCCCCCCCGGCCCCACCAAAAAAACCACUCGAUUUCGCCGGGAACGCUGUCCCAUGCGUGUGUAAAUCCCUCGGUACCUCUGUAUUAGUGGAUUCUGCGCCUCUCACCGGUGGAACUGCUUUCGAUUGUUGGCGGGCCCCGCCAUCUUGCUUUCAGUGAGCUAGCGAGCGGCAGUAAGAGAAGCCGUCCGUUGUAAUCCACAUUCGACAAACCGUUUUAAGGGACACACACGUAAGCCCCUCCCCACCUAAACUCAAAACUCAUAACUCCCAAAAAAAAGAAGGCAAAAACGUACAACAAUAAGGAAUUAAAAAAAAAGGAAUCACGCAUCGCAUUCAGUUGAUCCCGAAAAAUUGUCAUUGAAUUAUCCCUUGUAAUUUGUCAAGUAAAAUCUCACAAAUAAAUUAUUAAAUCACGUUUUAUCUGGGGGGCAUUGGGUCGAGGAGUUAAUCCAAUAAUCCGGGGAUUGAGUGAAUUAUCGAUAUUCGAGUUUGCAACCAGAAUUUAACGAGUAUCUAACUGAAAGUUCUCUUUUAUUUCAAUCAACGAUUAAUAUCGAGCCAGGAUGUCAGAGCGGGAGGACAACGUCUACAAGGCGAAGCUUGCUGAGCAGGCCGAGCGCUACGAUGAGAUGGUCGAGGCGAUGAAGAAGGUGGCAUCCCUGGACGUUGAGUUGACCGUUGAGGAGAGAAAUCUACUCUCGGUUGCAUACAAAAAUGUCAUUGGAGCGAGGAGAGCAUCAUGGCGAAUAAUAUCCAGUAUCGAGCAGAAGGAGGAGAACAAGGGUGCUGAGGAUAAACUCGAGAUGAUACGCCAGUACAGAUCUCAAGUUGAGAAAGAACUCAGGGACAUUUGUGCGGACAUACUUGAUGUACUUGACAAACAUCUGAUUCCCUGUGCAUCCACGGGCGAAUCCAAAGUCUUCUAUUACAAAAUGAAGGGUGAUUAUCACCGCUACCUAGCCGAGUUUGCAAUUGGCACAGACAGGAAAGAAGCAGCUGAGAAGUCUUUAAUAGCAUACAAAGAAGCCAGCGAAAUUGCAAUGACAGAAUUACCACCAACUCAUCCAAUUCGUCUAGGAUUAGCCCUUAACUUUUCUGUAUUUUAUUACGAGAUACUCAAUAGUCCAGACCGAGCGUGUCGUCUGGCAAAGGCAGCAUUCGACGAUGCUAUUGCCGAGUUGGAUACAUUAUCUGAGGAGAGUUACAAAGAUUCAACCCUAAUCAUGCAAUUACUCAGGGACAACCUCACUUUAUGGACAUCCGAUAUGCAGGGUGACGGUGAAGGUGAACAGAAAGAACCAACGCAGGAUGUGGAAGAUCAGGAUGUAUCGUAACUCUAGUUUCAGUGAGUGUUAAUUGCGCAUACAAUUGAGACACACAAGGAGAAAAGAAGAAGAAAACAACAACAAACAAAAAAAACUCUUAAUAACUUUUAAGCAAGAAAUAAAUAAAGUAAAUAAAGAAUAAAAAAACCAACAAAAAAAUUCAAAAAGCAACAAAAAAUGGGGGUGGGAGGUCGGGGAAAUUGAGAUAAUUGAGGGGGAAAACGAGAGGGGGGAGAGAACAAUGGUAGAGACGAUUGAUAAGUAAAUAAUGGAUUAAUGAGGGGAGAGGUAUCUUUGGCGAUUGCGUGGAAAAAUGCGAUUAUUGAAGUCUCGUUUGUAAAAUGACUCACAUUAAGGCAAAAGGGUAAGUCGAUCAUUUUUUCUUCGUUUUGUCUUACGUAAAAUUAAUGAAGUAAAAGCACAUUGGAAAUUGUUCAAUGAUGAAAUAACUGUCAAUGUUGAUAAAAAAAAUACUGGUGAUUUUUUUGAAUGAAUUAUUUCGUUGGCAUUGGCACGUUAUAGAUUAUAAUUCGCGAGAUUCAAGUGCCCUCCCUUCGAUUAUUAUAUUCAUUGGUUUCAUCCCCUCCUCUCACUCACUCAUGAUAACACAAUCAAAUUUAUUUGGAGUUCAUCACAACUGAGAGACGCAGUUGUUUUCCAAUGAAUGAAAUUUGUGGUUUAAUGAUAAAACGUAAUGAGGGAAAUUUGUCAUUUUAUUGUUGAUGGGGAUUUUCUUGGGAAUGAGUUGAUUUAGGGGAAAAUGUCUUGACAUUUUCCUCUAAAUUCUCUAUUUUUCGAGAUGAAUCAGCUUUCAAUUUUAAAAAAUGUUGCAUGUAUCGUUUUAAAAAUUGUGCAUUUAUUCCACUAAUGAGUGGUUUUAUAGAAAAUUUCGAGAGAAAAAGUGUCUUGAUGUUUUCUUUCCUAAAUCCACUCCUCAUCAAGAUGAUUGUAAUGCAUGUAACAAAAUGUGAAAAAUCGACUUGUUCUUUUUUAUCUGUUACGUUUUACCACUUAACUCCUGCAAUUGAUUAAAAGAAAUUUAAAAACCAAAAUUCAUAGUUGAAACGUCGAGGAAAGCAAAGGCACAAAAACCAUUAACGAGAAUUUAAUUGAGAGAAACGUAAAAAAUUGAAAAAAUUUAAGUACGAAAGUAGUUUAAGGAUCUCGAAGAAAAAAAAACCCAUUGCAAUAAAUAAGCAAUCUCGUCGGUAUUCGUUAGCUUAGCACCUGUAAUCAAUGAAAAAGAAAUGAGAAUUAAUAAAAACGUAAGAUUAAAUAGAGCUUGCUACGGGGCAAUCUCUCCGUUUAACCGCGUCUGCCUGAUUACGGAGAAAUUAAAAUUAAUGAAUUUGUGAAUAAUUCAUUGGAAAGGGUUUAUUUAAUUACUUAGAACCAAGACUUCAACGAAAGAAAAGAAAAAUAAAAACAAUUUUAAAUAAAUGAAAGAGAAAAUUAAACACCGAUUAAACCGAUUUUUUUUGUCUAUUAUUUAGCGAUGAAAAUUUAUAUAAUUUUCCUUGCUUCGAUUAUAAAACAAAUGUAUAAAAUAUUAAACAAUUUUUUCAUUUA